Molecule: messenger RNA, 1158 nt
Organism: Mercurialis annua (annual mercury)
Lineage: Eukaryota; Viridiplantae; Streptophyta; Magnoliopsida; Malpighiales; Euphorbiaceae
Product: ethylene-responsive transcription factor 4
Exons: 1
Coding region: 101-850 (249 amino acids)
Biological process (GO): regulation of DNA-templated transcription
Molecular function (GO): DNA binding; DNA-binding transcription factor activity
Source: RefSeq, a predicted model, not a curated record
CCUCUUUAUAAAAACCCGCUCGUCUCCACUCGUUUCAUUCAGCAUUCAGCUUCUCUCUCAAUUUUAUUUCAUUUUUUUUAACUCAAAAUCGAAAUUUCUCAUGGCGCCGAGAGAUAAGACGGCCGCCGUUAAAUCUAACGGCGGGGAAUCCAAGGAUGUGCAUUUUAGAGGCGUGAGGAAGAGGCCAUGGGGAAGAUACGCGGCGGAGAUAAGAGAUCCCGGCAAGAAGAGCCGUGUUUGGCUCGGAACAUUUGAUACUGCUGAGGAGGCGGCACGUGCUUACGACGCUGCUGCUCGUGAGUUUCGCGGCGUUAAAGCAAAAACUAAUUUUCCGUUAGCCGUCACUGAGAACGUUAACAGUAAUAUUUUUAUGAGCAAGAAGAAGAUUAAUAAUGAGAAUGAUAAUAUUAAUCAGAGCCCUAGCCCUAGUAGUACUGUCGAGUCAUCAAGCGGCCGUGAGACGCCGGCGUUAAUGAUGGAGUCUUCUUCACCGUUGGAUCUUAAUCUCGGUCCUUGCUCCUCUUCAUCUGCUGGCGGCGUUAGGUUUCCGUUUCAGCCGGUGAUGCCGGCGGUGGUCGGCAGUGUUUUUACAGCGCCGGUGAUGAAUCGAGUUACUCAUCAUCAUCAGCAACAACAGGCGCUUUAUUUUGAUGCGAUGAUGAAGAAUCAGUAUCAACGGCUGUUAUUUGAUCAUCAUCAGCAGCAACAGGUGAUAAUGUUUGGCGGCGGUGGGGCUCAGGCUCAGGCUCAGGCUCAGAGUGAUUCUGAUUCAUCGUCCGUCGUUGAUCAUCCGCCACGUAGAUCUUUUGAUUUCGAUCUUAAUCUCCCGGCCCAACCGGAAAUCGCCUGAUUUUUUUGAACGGUCCAAAGCAAAAUCAAACCGUUCCUAAUAAUUCUUUUCCAUUUCAAAUUCUCUCUGAAAUUUGAUUUGUUUUUCCUACUUUGUUUGAUAGGAUUAAAUUAGAUUAGAAAAAAAAAUACAAAAGCAAAUCAUAAGAGCUUUGUGAUUGGGUUUUUCAUCCUUGUCGAUGUGUAUACGUAGCAUUUGGAAGCGGAUCUUCCCCUUUUUGCAACGGUGAGCUUGUCUCACUGUUGUUGUUAAUCACGAUUAUGUAAUACUUAUUUGUUUUGUUAAUUCCAGUUUUAAUCAGUUGUUUA